AUGUCAGCCCAACACACUCCUUCACCCUCUUCUUCUACCACCCGUCGCUCCCAGCGCUGGUCAAUUCACGCUCUCCAAGACCUCGACGGCCUUGCAUUCCACAGCACGACUCCUUCUCCGGCCCGGCAUAACGGCGACCCCUCCGACAUUCCCACACCACCGCCGCCCAGCCAACGGUCCGUCAACAACAGAAGCCACAGGCGCACAUCGAGCAGCUCGUUACCUCGCUCACUCCGACGCAUCACUUCCACCAGCGCAUUGUUGCAACCCCCUUCCUCCUAUUCACCAUCCGUUGCGGCACCACCGUCCUCCUCCCUCCGCAACCUGCCGCGCACCCCUGCGUUUGAGCGCGCCUACGCCUUUUUUGAAAACCGCGGCUGGGACAGUGAUCGCGACCUCGCCUUCACCGCCGCCGCCGCCGCUGCCGAGCCGACAUCCAAGAGGAUCGUCUCGCGCUCGUCGACGCUCUCGCUAUCGUCUCGCGCUCGAGACCAGCAGGAGGAAGCACCCCAACACCAGCCAUCACCGUCGCAGGACCGUGGCCACAGUGGGGACAGAGCAGGAGCAGACCGCGACUUUCUUACCUGGCACAGCAUGGGUGAGCAACCCUUGCAUUCACCAACCGUGCGACCUGCACCUGUGCACCAGAGCUACGACCGCGAACACCGUACCGCCGGCGACAGACAUAGCGGCGAAUACAACAAUUCGCCCUCGCCAAACAAGGAAUCGAGAUCGUUUCAACACGCACGAGGCUGGGUGCGCACCCCUCGAGCGACGGCAGCGGCGGCGACCACAUCCACCUCGCCGACGGCAUUGACGCACUCGCGCACACCACACAAAGAACGCAUGUUCCGCGACGAGCGAGCGUUCCCGGCACGCUCGCCUGCAGCGUUUAUGGACCGCCUUUUCAUCCAGGAGGAAUCCGGCGAGAAGCCUUCCUCCACUUCCCACGCACAACAACGCCAUGUGCGCCGCCCGUCGUCCCAAACAUUGCUGAACGUGUCCAUGCUUGACGCAUCGUUCCAGGCCGCGUCUAUCGGCGACAGGACGUAUGAUGCCCUCGAGGUCGCUGUCGAAAGCAACCGCGAACGUCGGAGGAGCAUGGGACUGACUCUCCGCCCUGCAAACACUGCUUCUGCGCGGCCGUCGUCCCCAUCCAGCACGGGCAGCAGCACGUUGAGCGUGUCCACCCCGCCUUCCUCUACAUCCGACUCGUUGCUGUCGCCCGUCGUCCCAAUGAGCAAGCGCCGGCCAUCAUGCACCAACCUCACCGCAAAGCUCGAAGCCGCACAGCAGGAAGAGGAAGUGCUGCAAGACGAAAACCGCUUCCUCGCCGCAGCACCGAGCCAUCGUACCCCUGCGCGCCGUUCCCCACUGCGCCACCAGGCAACCACAAACUUUGUUGGCGAGGCUCCGCGCCGCCAACAGUCGGCCAUCUUUGAACCAAACGCCAGUGUUGGGGUGCUCCUCGACUCGGAGAGCUUCCAGCUCACCCCGCCAUCCUCGGCCCGCACUCCAGCCCCGUCGCGUACGCAGGCAGCGUCCACCCCGUCGGCGGCUACCGCGUUCACUCCCCACCGUCGCCACCCCGUUUCAUCACACCGUACAACACACGCCGCCGACGUCACUGUUGACAUCGCUACGCUUCUUGGUCGCGGGGCAAGCAGGCCCAAGCGCGCCAGUGGUACCGAAGAGAGCUUCCUCGUCGGCGCAGGGGCCCAGGGCCUUCAGCUCGCCGACCUCUCGGAUGCGGAAGGAGACGACACCAUCGUAGAAGAACCUAUCGUCCCUGCAUCUCUUCGUCCUUCUCGUCAAGUGUCAUCCACCGGCGGUAUGAGCAGGUCGGCUACGCUCGCGCACAUCGACACACGGGGGUUGCCCGUUGCAGGCAGCGGCAGCCUCACUAGUGGUGGUGGUCUUCCUCGCUCCGACUCGACGCGUACCAUCACCCGGUCGGAUUCGACCCGUACCAUCCAGCGCUCCGAUUCGACGCGCACCAUCCAGCGUUCAGACUCGACGCGUGCCAUCCAGCGAUCGGACUCGACCCGUGGCAGCGGCCUCACGCGCGUGGGUUCGUCACGCGUGCCCGGGUCCAUGUCGAGCCGCGCUCUUCCUUCCUCGGCAUCGACGCGGUUUGUGUCAUCCCACCUCGCCCGAGAGGCGCACGCGAGCACCACCCCGCGCCGUGUUGCUGUGGACCGCCCAGACGUUCCCCUCUCCAUGCGUCGUACCCCCGCGACUCAGUCUCGGCCAGGCAGCUCUGUCCCCGCCCCAUCCUCGGAGGACAGAUGGGCCGACGCGGUCGAACGCUUCCCAGCACCGAUCCUGACCCCGGCGACCCACACUCCCGCUGCAGAACGCCGCAUGCCCACGUCCGUCUCGUCGCGCCGCAUCUCGGUCGCCGCCACCGGGUCGACUCUGCCGCGCAGUGGCUCGACACGCGCGCUCGAACGUACCUCAACUCUGCCUCGGUCGGGAUCGACACGCAACGCUGUGGCCACGGAACAACAAUCCCGCUCGACGCUCCCCCGAUCUGGCUCAGGCAGGGACCUGACGCGCGGCGACAGUGCUGCAUCGUCAUACUCUGAGACCCCCGGCUCGGGUAUGACGCGCACAUCUUCAAUGAAGCGCCUCGACACGCGCCGCACUUCACUGGCGCCAACACCACGCCAGCCGGUCGCCGAGACUCAAAGACAGUCCAUGUCCCUUGCUCCGACUACCGCUACAGCUUCGCGCCAGACUCUCCCAGCGCCGACCCCGCGUCGCUCCCUCGCGCCUACCGCGUCUUUGGGACACAGGACGGUCACAAAGGUCUCGUCCCGCCCCUCCCUCGCGCCGCGCACAAGGGCCCUCGCCGAGGCCACGCCGACAGCCACCAACAUUGCCUCCCGGCGCACGCCUUCGACUCCUGGUGCCGGUGUCGCCCUCGCCCGUACGAAGCUGUCCUCGCCCCCACCACCCGACCACGCUGCCGCGCGACGUGCCGGCCCCACCGCCGCAGUGGGAUCCGCCGCUGCACGCCUCGAGGAAGCCAAGGCCCGCCUCGCUGGCGGGACGGGACUGGGUGGCGGUGCUGGCGGUGCUGCUGCUGCUGGUGCUGCCCCGAGAGAGAGCGCGAUCGCGCAAGCGCGUAUCGCGGCGCACAGGACCAGCAGCACUGUCUCUGGUCUUGCGGGGAUUAGGCAGCGGAUGGGUGCGAUUGAGGCUGCGAGGGCUGCGAGGUACCAGUGA
Messenger RNA from Apiotrichum porosum, 3231 nucleotides. RefSeq lists its product as uncharacterized. The transcript has a single exon. Lineage: Eukaryota; Fungi; Basidiomycota; Tremellomycetes; Trichosporonales; Trichosporonaceae. Bases 1 to 3231 code for a protein of 1076 amino acids. The record is from RefSeq and is a predicted model, not a curated record.